GUUUUGUAUAAUAUUUAUCCUUCUUUAAAAAUAAUGGAAGAAGACAUCGCUCCGAAUUAUGAGAUCAGAAGGAAGAAUUUUCAGGGAACCUUGCCUGUUCAGAUCAGGCUAGAUUACUCAGAGAUUUAUAUUGAUAAGGAGUUACCGACUUAUUAUAUCAUGCAGCCAAGGAUGUCCUACUUCUUUCUGCUCAUUCCCCAGUUGAUAGAGUUCUACUCAGAGCUUUUGGAAGGAAAGGGGAUUAGUAAUGAUGAAUAUUGGUUCAGCUGCAGAGGAGAGCCUCUGAGAUUUGACCUACCAAUUGGAGUAUUAUAUGAUACUUUUAUUCGAGAGAAUUCUAGUCAUGACAACCUACCUUUUAAAAUUUGUCUUCAUUAUCAUAAGUUUCCAACCUACUCAUUACAGAAAGGAAUGAGUAAAUAUAUCUUCCAGCAAUCUUUGAAGGAAAGCUCCAUGAUGAGAGUCGGAAAGGCUACUGCAGUCCAAGAUAGACUUGAACAUGUCAGGUCAAUGCUGAAUUCCAUCAAAGAAGGCAAAUAUGAUGACUUCUGGAGAUACAAUGAGGAAAUUGGGGAGCAUAGUCUGAGUCAACUCAAGUAUUUCCCCGUCAGGAUUGUUAUCAACAGACAUUAUCACCCAUACAUGCUCAAGGAGGAGAAGGAUAGCAUAAAAGGGAAUGCAUUUGUAAUCCAGAGACCAGUCAAAGUUGAUGCAACAGAUAUUUGAAUUGGAGAGUAUUUAGCAAAAACUUUAUCAAAAUACUUCUUCAUCCAAACAGAAGUUAUAGUUGAUGAAGACAAUAUUGAAGAGGAAAAACAAAAUGAAGUUGAGGUUGUUGAGAGAUCAAUUAAGGGGACUGAGGUCAUCGUCAAUGGACUGGAUAUCGACCUUGAUACAAGUCUGACUUGGCUCAUCAUGAAUCUAUCAGCUCAAGACAACUUUCUGUACAUCACAGUGCGAGUUCCAAGUGAAAGUAUUGAAUAA
Moneuplotes crassus is the source of this 984-nucleotide messenger RNA. The record is from the annotation of a GenBank genome assembly. NCBI's taxonomy places the organism in Eukaryota, Ciliophora, Spirotrichea, Euplotida, Euplotidae.